UAUGUGCACAUCGAGAAAAUCUUUAUUAUACUUGCGCAACCACACAUCUUACGUGGACUUCAUGAAAAGAUGGCAGUUACCAGUUUAUUUUCAUUUGCGGAAGUUUCGUCUCAAGUUGAGAAUGCAUUAAUUACUGGGAUUGAGAUACCGACCGAUAGCAGUAAUGAUUUGCAAUCAACAUUAAAACUCCCUGCAAGCAAAUCAAUACUAUUUGCAAUAGAACGUUGUUGGGCUGAUGACGUGUUUGUAUAUGGACUUUCUCACCGAUUUUGGAAAUUGACUCUACAGUUAAUUCAACGAUACAAAAGUUGGUUAUUGGCCUGUUUAACUGAUUUAUUAUCCGAAACUAACUCACUAGGAAGUGAUAAGUUGGAUUCUCCCGUUUUACGACCCUCAAAUAAUUCAGGAGGCAGCAAUUUAGCCUCCAUAGAAGUACAAGAUGAACGAUUGUUAAAGUUAUUAACAAUUGUGGCUCAUGAUGUUGAAAAUAUAACAUUAAAGAUAAGAGAUAUUUAUCAAGAACAUAUUAUCACGAGACUUCCAGAAUCUAUGAAUGAACAACCAGUCAUCGAAGGUUGGUAUACCGAUUCAUUAGUUCAUCCGUAUUCGGAUCUCCCAGAUUUGAGUCAAAAAAUUGCAACCAUUCUCACAAAAAGAUGUACCGAGACCUUAAGCAAGCACAUUCGUAGUGUUAUUACUCAAUUCCGUGGAUCCAACACUAAACCUCCUACAGAAGCAUCAUACUUUGUUCCGCAUAUUAUUAAACCACUGGUCACAUUCUGUAAGGUUAACAGUCAGCUUCUCAGUGAUAAAAGACGGAAUGAAUGUAAUUCGAUCGUGGCUGAUGCUGUUGCAAACCGAUAUUACACCAUUGUAUUUGAACAUCUCACUACGUUAAAGAAAACAGAAGAAAGCUCUAAAAUUAUGAAACGUUUAAAAAAAGGAAAAAGUACUAGAAGUUCAUUUUUUUCUGGAAGUAGUAAUGGAGACGGUGGCGAAGAAUCCGGUGCAUUAAUGAGCGAUGAGGACAAAAUUAGGUUACAAAUAUUAUUAGAUGUAAAACAAUUUGGCAAAGAGUUGACAAAUAUAGGAUUAAGUCCUUUAGAAAUUAAAGGGUACACUGAAUUGUACAAAGUUGUUGAGCCUUAUGUAAUAUACUUUGAGUCCACUGCACACGGAUUAAUGUUUCAUUAUUAA
This is a messenger RNA of Racocetra persica, 1197 nucleotides long. The record is from the annotation of a GenBank genome assembly. NCBI's taxonomy places the organism in Eukaryota, Fungi, Glomeromycota, Glomeromycetes, Diversisporales, Gigasporaceae.